Dimorphilus gyrociliatus is the source of this 433-nucleotide messenger RNA. The record is from the annotation of a GenBank genome assembly. Lineage: Eukaryota; Metazoa; Annelida; Polychaeta; Dinophilidae.
AGUCAGAGUUUAGAAAACGGCGAGCGUUCGCGAAGCGCGUGUUAGCCAAGUGUCUGAAAGAGAGAGGAGUUAGAGAUUAACAAACAUGAAAAGAAAAACAACGAAAGGAUAACAGUUGUAAGAUACUAGCACUAUGCUCGGCAUCGAAUUGAACGGAAAGAAGUUUGGUCGAUUCCUAUUGCUGACGUUCCUUUUACGUAAUUUCAACAGUAUUGUAACGACGGAAGAGGACGUCCCGUUGUUUAUAGGCGGUAUAUUUCCGAUGACUGGCGGUUGGGGUGGUGGUAAAGGCUGUAAACCGGCUGUUGAAAUGGCUUUGGAACACGUAAAUAAAAGAGAGGACAUUCUACCGGGUUAUAGAUUGGAGAUGGUAGCCAACGAUAGUCAGGUAAGGCUCUAUGGCAAUCGAUUGCUUAAGAAAAAGUAUGACUGA